AUGGGUAAUGAUCAAAGCAAAACAUCUGAAACACGAUUUUCAGAAAUAUUUUCAGAGUUCACAGAAGAGGAAAAAGCUACACUCUUAAAAGUUUUUGACGAGUUCGCUUCUGAUAAUUCGAAUAUACAAAAACCCAAAAUAACAGAAGUAACCGCAACAAGUAUCAAAAAUUACCUACCCCCAACGAUUGGAGAAUCGCUCAAAAAUGGAAUUGUUACUUAUUUUCAAUCAACGUCAGUUGAAAGUUCAAUUUCUACUAAAAUUUUAGAAAAGACAUCAUUUCAAAUAUCGCCUUCUAAUGUGAUAACUAAGCUUGGCUUUGUAUCAGCGAUUCAUAAUUUGACGAAAACUUUGCCAAUUGAUAGAUCCCAGGCUAUACAUAUUAUAGGACAGUUAUCACAAAGUACGCUUAUAGAUUUUGUAAGAGAUGUUGUUCGAGCAGCACUGGCAUAUUGGUUUGAAGGAAGUUAUUCACCCAAGCAGAGAAAAUUAAAAAAAGAAAACAGUAGAAUAUUUAAAGAUGAUAUGUACUUGAUUAAUUUAGUAAUAUUGAAACCAAAAAUUAAACAUAAAGAAUCAGAAGAUGACGAACUUUUAGCAAAGUUUAUUAAAGAAACAGAAAUAGAAGGGUAUUUUAAUCAAGACCGAUUUAUGAAUUGGUACACUAAUAAUUUAUUAUUUCAACAAUUAUUCAACAUACUCGUAAAUCGAUCGUUUCUAUAUCAGACAAUUCCAUAUCAUUCAGAAGAUGAAAUGAUCAAGUUACGAUUUUCAAAUCAAAUCUCACCAGAAAUUUAUUCAACAUAUAAAUUAAUGGAAUUUUCGAAUCUAUUAUCACCAGCCGAUUAUUAUAUUUUAAAUGAUAAUCUACCAUUAGAUUGUAAAAAUACAAAACAUACACUGUUAUUCUCGUCAGUGCGUGAUGGAGGAAGUUGGAACGCAUUUGUCGAUUCAUUAAUUUAUCAAGGAUCUACGUACAUCAUAAUAAAAGAUGAAGAUGGUUAUAUAUUCGGUGGAUUUGCAUAUGAUGAUUGGAAACAAAACCCAAAGUUUUACGGGGAUAGAAAAAAUUAUUUAUUUUCUAUUAGACCUAAAUUAAGGUAUUAUCCUACUACUGGCUAUAAUAAUAAUUUUCAAUAUUUGAAUUUUGGUGUAAAGACUUUACCAAAUGGUCUGGCUAUGGGUGGACAGUUUGAUUACUGCGGUCUAUGGAUUGAUUCAGAUUUUAUUCACGGGCAUUCAAAAGCUGCACCACUUUCAUCAACGUAUUCGAGUCCACGAUUAUCUAAACAAGAAGAAUUUUUGAUAGACGAAGUUGAAGUGUGGUCAGUAAGGCCAACUCAAGUUGAUUUGGAUGAAAUUCAAAAAGGUCCAAAACGUUCAGCGUUGGACAGUAAUCGUGGAGAGUUAGAACUUUUAGAAAUGGCUACAGGUCGUAAAAUGUAUUCAAAAUAUGUUAGAGAACCUGAUACUUC
Molecule: messenger RNA, 1475 nt
Organism: Dentiscutata erythropus
Lineage: Eukaryota; Fungi; Glomeromycota; Glomeromycetes; Diversisporales; Gigasporaceae
Source: the annotation of a GenBank genome assembly